Molecule: messenger RNA, 3772 nt
Organism: Echinops telfairi (small Madagascar hedgehog)
Lineage: Eukaryota; Metazoa; Chordata; Mammalia; Afrosoricida; Tenrecidae
Gene: EMILIN2
Product: elastin microfibril interfacer 2
Exons: 7
Coding region: 77-3085 (1002 amino acids)
Molecular function (GO): protein binding
Source: RefSeq, a predicted model, not a curated record
ACUGUCACCCACAUGUUCUGAUUCAGUGCUGGCUGUGUGGCUUUUUACUUCUCAGAAUUAACAGCUCCGAUCCCUGAUGAGGUACCGCGUGAACUUCAGACCCAGGUAUGUCACUAAAUACAAGACAGUGACACAAUUGGCAUGGAGAUGCUGCCCCGGGUUUAGAGGGGGAGACUGCCAAGAAGGUCCCAGGAGUCCUGGGAAGACCCCCUAUCCUACGCCUGCUCAGCCUCGAAACAGCAUGAAGAAAGCUGCAGAUAAUGAACCAAAGCAAACCCCAGGGCCCAAGAGGACUUUGUCACCAGCUCAUGCAGCAGAACCUGGUGGGGCAGUAGAUCCGAAACAAGGACCUCAGGAACUUCAGGAGAAGAAAAUCCAGGCGCUUGAGGAGAAGGUCCUCCGCCUCACCAGGACGGUUCUUGACCUUCAGUCUUCUCUUGCUGGAGUCAACGAAAACCUCAAACACGCCGCCCAAGACGAUGCCAGUAAACCGCUGGCUCCGUGGCUCAGCACCUUGCAUCCACAGCCGGCACCGGAUGGUACCGUUGAUGGAGACCCAGAAACGGGUCAGCUUCCUGACAACGACAACAACAAGGAGUCUGGCGUGAAGGCCAUCCAGUCCGAAUUGGCCGAAGUCAAAGAUGUCCUGAAGACCAAGAGCGACAAGCUGGAAGAGCUGGAUGGGAAAGUGAAGGGCUAUGAAGGGCAGCUCAAACAGCUCCAAGAGGCUGCUCAAGGCCCGACAGUGACCAUGACGACCAACGAGCUCUACCAAGCCUAUGUGGACAGUAAGAUGGACGCCCUGAGGGAGGAGCUCAUGGAGGGCAUGGACAGAAAGCUGGCCGACUUGAAGAACACGUGUGAGUACAAGCUGGUUGGUCUCCAGCAGCAGUGUGAUGACUACGGGAGCAGCUACCUGGGUGUUCUAGAGCUUAUCGCCGAGAAGGAAACAAACUUGAGAAAAGAAAUAAAUGAACUCCGAGCUCAGCUACCGGACCCUUCAGUCCAGUCCAGUCGAGAAAAGAACGAGGACUUUGGUCAACAGAUCCAGACACUGAAUCAGAAAAUUGAGAGCGUUGCGGAAGCCACCAGAAUGCUGAACGGGCGACUGGACAACGAGUUUGAUCACCUAAUGGUGCCCGAACCAGAGGUGGACUUUGAUGCAAGAUGGACCGAGCUAGAUGCAAGGAUCAAUGUGACAGAGAAGAAUGCGGAAGAACAUUGCUUUUACAUUGAGGAAACCCUUCGGGGCACCAUUAAUGGAGAAGUAGAUGAGCUGAAACAACUUCUUGACCAGAAAAUACAGUCCCUGGAAGACCGGCUGGGUAGUGUCCUCCUGGACAUUGCCAAUACCACGGAUUCAGAAUUCACCCCCUUGGGCUCAGCCCUCCCAGGUGUGCUGGGCUCAGGGAAUGAACAGGUGAUGAUGGAGUUAGGGCGCUUGAAGGACAAAGUUCAAGUUGUUGAGGAUAUUUGCCUGCAGAGCUUCCAAGGGGAACCUCGCGGGAUAGAAGAUACUUUACCAGAGGGGGAAGGUGACCCAAGGGGUGACAAUUCCAGGCUCUUGAAAUCUUUCAAUGACACACUGCACAGGAAGUUCCAGGAAACCGAACGCAGCAUCCAGAAGCUGCAACAGGAUUUUCGUUUCCUUUUUUCUCAACUCAACCACACACAAGAUGAUGUGAAUCUUCUUCAGAGAGAGAUGAGCAGUUGUAGAGAAGGGAAACGCUCCGAAAGGGGUGGCUUCACGCAGGGGCCAGAGCCAAAGAGGACAGGUGAGAUUCUCCCGGCUCUACAGGACCCGACGGCGCCUUGCUGCAGCCACCUGGCCGAGAGGCUGCAGGGUCUGCAGCGCCAGGUCCUUGCCGGCCUGGAUGCUUGUAAAGAACACACUCGGGGGGUCCAGACGGACGUCUCCACGAUUGAGGGCCGGCUGUCUCAGGUGGAGAAAACGUGUAACAAGCUGGACUCGAUCUCGGGAAGUCUUCACAGGAUCAAGGAGGGGCUCAGCAGACACGUCAGUAGCCUGUGGAGCUGCGUGAGGCAGGUGAAUGGCACCCUCCGGGCACAUUCCAGAGACAUUUCUGGCCUGAAGCAUUCCGUCCAGCAGUUCUACAGCCACGUUUUCCAGAUUUCCACUGACCUGCAAGAUCUGGUCAAAUUCCAACCAUCUGCAACGGAGGAACCUUCUGAAGCCCCCCAGCCACCGCCCGGAGGAAGGAAGGGCCCACUGGCUCCCGAAAGGCUGCCUGAGGCGCCCACCGAGCCAGCUCACCCGAAGCUGACUCCUGCCUCGCCACCAAGGCCCAGCGCUCCGCCACCUCCUGAGGACCCAGGACAGCGCUCUGUGCUGCCCCAGCGGCCCCUGUCGCCAAGACCCUCCAAAGAGAUGCUGCCCCCGCCGGCAUGGCCGGGCAGGACAGGGCUGCCCCUGCUGCCCGGGGCCACGGGGGUCAUCAUGGAGACAGGCCAGGCUGGGCCUCCGGGCAGAAUGGGCAUGUCUGGCAGGGGCUUGCCCCAGGGGGUGGAUGGCCAAACGGGGCAGGCGGCCAUCCCCAGCUCCGAAGGCUACGCAGGGGCACCAGGAUACCCCAAGUCACCUCCAUUGGCCUCCCCAGGGUUUCCGGCACCUUCUGUGGUGUCUUUUUCGGCUGGCCUCACGCAGAAGCCCUUCCCCAGUGACAGCGGCGUCGUGCUCUUUAACAAAGUGCUGGUGAACGAUGGGGACGUCUAUAACCCCAGUACUGGGAUCUUCACGGCCCCCUACGAAGGGCGCUACCUGAUCACCGCCACCCUCACUCCCGAGAGAGACGCGUACGUGGAAGCUGUGCUGUCAGUGUCCAACGCCAGCGUGGCCCAGCUGCACACAGCAGGCUACAAGAGGGAGUUUCUGGAAUACCACCGGCCCCCGGGGGCACUCCACACGUGCGGGGGCCCGGGGGCCUUCCACCUCAUCGUGCACUUGAAGGCAGGUGAUGGGGUCAACAUCGUGGUGACUGGGGGCAGACUGGCCCAAACAGACUUUGACGAGAUGUACUCCACGUUCAGUGGGGUGUUCUUGUACCCCUUCCUUUCCCACCUCUAGAUGUGCUGGGGCAGAGAGCAGAUCGUUGUAAAAACUUGAAGUUUAAUAUAUUCAGUUUAUGUAUUUGGAGCACUGAUGUAGGGUUUCCCUGUCCAUCCCACCCCUCCCCUGCCGCAUGGGUCAGGCCACCACACUCCACUAUUUCGAGGCAGGCAGCCAGAGGCUAAUACGUGGCUGAAGCAGCCACCAACUUAGGCCACUCCACCUGACCAGCAGGGCGCCUCGGGAGUGCCCUUGCCUCUCAGUAGCCCCUGCUGUCCUGGGGUUUUCCCAGGGCCACCAGUAGGAGCCUGCCCGAGAGUCCUGGGCCUAGUUCUGUGCUUGGACUCGUGGGUGCUGGGUAAGACUCUGGUAGACCAGAGGCUGGCAUCCUGUUGGUGGAGCUGGGAGGAGGCUGGCGUGGUUCCCUGUGGCUGUGGGCUUCCCGGGGGCGCAGAGCCGCGGCUCCCUGUCUGUAUCUCACACUGCUCCGAGUGUCAACACUGAAGGGUGGGAGUGCUACUGCCCCCGCCCUGAGGCGGCAGCUCCAGGUAGGGUUGCUGUGUGUGUCACUGCUCACAUGGCCCUUCCUUCCCUGGUGGCAGGGGUGCACAGCCUGUUCCUGAUGCUUGUUGGGCUCCUUAAAUGACAUGUACAACAUGAAGUACAAAGACAGGGAGGAUCAAUAAAGAUGGAAAACCACUCCAA